AUGUAACACUCUAAUGAAGCUGAUUUUAUGAAAGAUGAGUUCAAUUAUCAAUUCACUUAAUAAUAUACCGAAUAAGAAAUGCUAGAAAUUAUUAUCCAACAACAGGGUAUCCUUGAUAUUUUUGAUGAACUUGUUGUAAUCAAUGUUGAAGCACAUGCUGAAAAAAAGCAGCCAAAAUUAUGCGAAAGAAGAAUGAAGAAGAUUAAAAAAACUAGUAAAUUUACAGCACAAUUAUAAGGCAUAAGGAAUAUAAAUAGUGGAUGUGCUAAAUUGUUUAAGAUGAAAUUAAAUAAUGACAGAACCAUUUAUUAAUUGAAAUAAAUUUCAAAAUAUUGA
This is a messenger RNA of Paramecium tetraurelia, 336 nucleotides long. RefSeq lists its product as uncharacterized. The record is from RefSeq and is a predicted model, not a curated record. Lineage: Eukaryota; Ciliophora; Oligohymenophorea; Peniculida; Parameciidae. The transcript has a single exon.